AUGCCCCCUCCUCCAGCGCUGGCGCCGGAACCAUCAUGGAAACACGUGGUGGAGCUGAAGAUCGAUGCCUUUGAUGCUAAACUCAAUAAUGUCGUCGAUAUCUUGCGCUAUCAACAGCACCUUUUAGCUCAAGGCGGAGGGGUCAAUAACGGCACGCUGCGACCACCACCGCCACCGCUGAUCCUGUCGCUGGACUCAGAAAGAGAAUUGACCCCCUUGGGACUUCCCCCAGCUCAUAAGCGAAGACGGAUAUACCCUUCAGACUUCCGCCAGGGUUUCUUAAGUCGUGAUCAGGCCAACGAGUUAUUCGGCUUUUUCAACGCUAAUAUCGCCCAACAGCUCUUUGGGUUUGAGAUUAAUAAAAUCAGUGUUGACCAAGUGUGGGACCUGUGUCCGCUUUUAGUGUGUGCCAUCAGUGCCAUCGCUUCUAUCCACCACCCAAAGCAUAGCGAUAAGCUGGCUCAAUUGAGAGUUUAUUUACACGAUUUGUGUGGUCUGAUAUUGUUCAAAGGGAAGCCUACUAAUCCUGAAGACGGGUUUAACACGAUAUUGGCGUUGGUGCUCUGUUCGUUCUGGUUGGCCAACUCUCAAAUGUUUACCGGUUUAGCACUCCAGCUAGCCAAAGAGUACGGGUUUGACAAACACACUAACAAGGACUACCUCAAAUUGUGGUACUUGUUAUUCGUGUUGGACGGACAACAGAGUCUUCUGAUGAACCGGGUGCCACUUAUCGAUGGCAACGAGUACACGUUAACCCACUCGAGAGAGCUUUUAGGGGGUCCAACUGGAGUCAACGCCAUUACCCAGGCUCCCAGAACUCAACCCACUGAUGAAGAAGAAGAAGGACAAAAACUGACGGCAGUGGCGGUCACUACGUCUACUACCUUCACUACCACAACUACUAAUGAACCCCAACGGUAUGCCGCUAGUUUCACUGACUUACGUCUCGUAUCGCAAGUCGAAUACAACCAAGCGUUAAACGAAGCGUUCAAAGGUAACGCCUGGGAUCUCAUUGCCCCGUCUCAAUUCGGUAUCCCACUGAAACUGAAUUUGGAGCUUGACAAGUGGAUGGUGCUGUGGACAGUGUUAUUAGCUCCAGGAAACCACGGAGCGGUGUGGCUGCUGAAACUGACGUUAAUCUACUACAAUUUCGCCAAGAUGCUGAUCAAUUCCCAAGCCUUACGCAAGCUCCACAUCAACCCUGUGGACGAGCUGAUGCCGCUGUGGGACGAUAGCGAAGACGACGAGUUCCUCUCCAAUACCUCGACCCUGCGGGAUGGGGCAGUGGUGCUGGCCAAUCUUGCCGUUAGUGCUGCGCAAACAGUGCUUCUGCUUGUGGUUAACGAUAAGGAUAUAUUGGACAACUUGCGUUAUGUCCCCGUCCACAUUCACAUCAUGUUAUACUAUGCUGCCCUUGUGGUGCUUAACCCGCCGUUACAGCUGUCAAACACUGAGGAAACCAUCACUAAGCCUGCUCACUUAAUCACCAUCCUUAAGAAUCUCCGCCUCAUUAAGACUCUUCAAAAGAAGAUUAUGCUUAAUUUACCGGUGGAUACCAAGUUUGGUAAUCGUCUCGUACGCAAUAUCGACGACAUCAUCCGCGCCCGGUUUGACGAAGUGAUGCGUGACGUUGACGGCUUAAACGACGACGACAAGCGCGACGUGCUUGAGCAUGUGGAUGCUCUUCAUGAGAUGAACCACCAACUGUAUGAGGAAGUCCACUCCGGCAGUGAUAAUAAUAGUUCUAGGGGCAGCACCAGUCCAGGACCAGAAAAGAUUCUGGCGUGGCCUGGCCGCAACCACUCCCACCCGUGA
Molecule: messenger RNA, 1815 nt
Organism: Diutina rugosa
Lineage: Eukaryota; Fungi; Ascomycota; Pichiomycetes; Serinales; Debaryomycetaceae
Gene: ZCF30
Product: Zcf30p
Exons: 1
Coding region: 1-1815 (604 amino acids)
Source: RefSeq, a predicted model, not a curated record